Trichobilharzia regenti is the source of this 708-nucleotide messenger RNA. NCBI's taxonomy places the organism in Eukaryota, Metazoa, Platyhelminthes, Trematoda, Strigeidida, Schistosomatidae. The record is from the annotation of a GenBank genome assembly.
AUGAGAGAAUGCAUAAGUAUUCAUCUUGGUCAAGCUGGUGUACAAAUUGGAAAUGCAUGUUGGGAACUUUAUUGUUUGGAGCACAGAAUUUGUCCAGAUGGAUUAGCGCAACCACACGAAGAAAUACCAGCUGAUGAUUCAUUUGAAACAUUUUUCAGUGUAACCAGUUCCGGAAGACAUGUACCAAGAGCUGUAUUUCUUGAUCUGGAACCUACAGUUAUUGAUGAAAUACGAAGAGGAAUCUACCGACAGCUAUUCCAUCCAGAACAAUUAAUCACAGGAAAAGAAGACGCAGCUAACAAUUAUGCACGUGGACAUUAUACAAUUGGUAAAGAAAUUAUCGAUGUAGUAUUAGAUCGUAUCAGAAAAUUAUCUGAGCAGUGUGAAAAUUUACAAGGAUUUUUAGUAUUGCAUUCAUUCGGUGGUGGAACUGGCUCUGGAUUUACAUCAUUACUUAUGGAACGUUUAGGUGUUGAUUAUGGUAAAAGAUCGAAGUUAGAAUUUUCUGUUUACCCUGCACCACAAAUAUCUACAGCUGUUGUUGAACCCUAUAAUUCAAUAUUAACAACACAUACAACACUUGAGCAUUCAGAUUGUGCUUUUAUGGUUGAUAAUGAAGCUAUUUAUGAAAUAUGUCGACGAAAUUUAGAUAUUGAAAGACCAAGUUAUACUAAUUUAAACAGAUGGCAACAUUAUAAUAUUUUGUAA